Trachemys scripta elegans is the source of this 504-nucleotide messenger RNA. RefSeq names its product cytochrome P450 4F22-like. Gene Ontology annotation, molecular function: heme binding; iron ion binding; monooxygenase activity. The record is from RefSeq and is a predicted model, not a curated record. NCBI's taxonomy places the organism in Eukaryota, Metazoa, Chordata, Testudines, Emydidae.
AUGGCAUACACUGCCCUGACGCUGGCCCACCCGCACUGCGUGGGCACUGGGCUCUGCAGGGCUGUCCCUGCGGGCAGCUGCUCGGGCACGGCUCUCACAGGCACUGUUCUCUCACAGGCCAAGUGGCGCCAGCUGAUGGCGUCAGGCUCCACCUCCCUGGACAUGUUUGGACAGGUCAGCCUCAUGACCCUGGACAGUCUGCAGAAAUGUGUCUUCAGCUACAACAGCAACUGCCAGGAGAUGCCUAGUGACUACAUUGCGGCCAUCCUAGAGCAGCUCAGCUCCCUGGUGGUGCGACGCCUGCUCCUGCACUGGGACCUCCUGUACCACCUGACGCCCGAUGAGCGGCGCUUCCAGCGCGCUUGUGACACCGUGCACCGCUUCACAGCCAACGUGGUGCAGUGGCGCCACCAGGCCCUGAGCUGCCUGGGCAGGACGGCCUGUCUCAAAUCCAAGCAGGGCAAGACUGUGGAUUCAUUGACAUCCUGCUCCUGGCCAAGGUAA